This is a messenger RNA of Spirometra erinaceieuropaei, 15085 nucleotides long. NCBI's taxonomy places the organism in Eukaryota, Metazoa, Platyhelminthes, Cestoda, Diphyllobothriidea, Diphyllobothriidae. The record is from the annotation of a GenBank genome assembly.
AUGGGCAGUUCCCCGGUGAGCACGGUGUCCCGCAUAUUCGUGGAAGUGCUGGAGAAGAACCCACGCCUGCCCGAGGUGCCCAAUCACAGGGUUCUGCUCCGUUUUGAGGCGGCCUACGCCGUGCGCUCGGAUAUGCGCACCCACAUGCUUCAGACCCUGAGUCGAAAGUGGCUAUUCCUCCUCACACUGGACGGAUACCUGCGACCAGAAUGCAAGGGAAAGCCGGCCUGUGCCGAUGACUUGGAUAUCCUCCUCAUAAACAUCGCCACAAGCGGUAAGUCUAGCCCGCUUGACCGAUUCCAACUCUGAAAGCGAUACCGUAGAUGUAAAGGGUCUAGUGCAGGGGUAACAUGAAAGUCCUUUUCUUUAUUGUCGUUGGGACAAGAAUUUUCACGGGAAGCAGACGUCAUUGGUCGACCGAUAAUACUAGAAGGAAGUGACCAAACGAUGUGGCGCAUUUUACAGUUGGUCGCCUAACUCAUGAGAUAAUAACCGAAAUUCCGAAAUGCGUUUUAUUAAGUAGGGUUGUCAAACAAAUUACUGCGCAGCAUAAUUCUAUGACACCUCAGCUACCUCGCGAUGCCGGCUUUCGAACGAACGUCUUUUCGGCUGAAUGCAGGAACCACACUCUGUGAUAAAUGACUACUUAUGUAGCAUGCAUUGUUUUCGUUGAUGUUCGGCGCCCUUAAAAAGUCAGUUAUAUUUCAUGGGAUACAUUCAUAAAAUUAUUCAUUCAUUGCAUCCCCCUUCAAUUAUAUACUCAAAGGAAGGGUAUACUUUGGUUUUAAGAAAGUUUCUAAUUGUGAGGUCUUUUAAAACCGUGAAAUGGCCGCCCAUAAAUCGUCAUGACUCUGCAUGUACUAAAUUUGCUUUCAAGGUUAACAAUAUUGCUCUUAUCCAGUGCUAAAUCCUAUGAACUCCAUAUAAUCUCCUCUGAAUGCCGUAUAGAGAUUUAGGGUUUUCCGUACGCGGAAAACAUACGGAGCGUAGUUUGCAAACCCUAAAUGCAUGUAAAAUAGCAUUUCGAGCUCAAAAUUAUUCGCGAAUUGAAAGAGUUUUUAGAAACCGAAUUAAACCCUUCCUUCGAGUAAAAAUUGGAAUAAGAUGUAAUUUUCCACCGAAUAAGAAAGAAAACGAAAAUUUUUGUGCAUGUUUUCCCUAAAAUAUAAUUGGACUUUUAGGGGCAUCGAAAAUGAACAAGAAAAAUGCAUCCUAAUUAAGCAGCCAUUUUUUAAAAAGUGUAGUCCCUGCGUGCAGCCGAAAAUAAGUUUGUUUGAAAACUGGCAUCCUGAGGUAACUGAAUUAUAAUGGAAUUAUUCCGCACAAUGAUUGGUUUUUCAUCCCUACUUAAUUAAUCAUUUGGAAACGAAAGCACAUUUCGGAAUUUCGGUUGACAUUUCAUGAGUUAGCCCACCUACCGUACAUGUGCCCAUGUUCUGAAAGUAGGUUGGGGGAGGGGGGGGGGACCGCGGCGGCGCUAAAGUAGUAGCGCUGGUUCUGAGAAAGUUUACCGGCGUAGUCAGUAGAUCGCAUCCGUUAAGAGUAGAAGAAGAAUAUGUAGAAAAUGUGUGGUCGGUGUGCGCAUAUUCAUGCGUAAAUGCUGAGACAUAUCUUUGGAUUAGAACGAAAAGUUCAAAUAUCAAACAUAAAUUAGGAUUCUUCGCAUUUUAUGCUAAAAGCGACCAGAAUUUUAAGUAAACGGUUGAAUCAGUUGGUCUUGGGCCGAUCGAUCUUUUUUUUCUUUUGCUGCCCUGGCCUUCUGGCCGUUUUUUUGAAUGUUGACGACAUUGUGCGUUGCGUAUCGUCACCUCAAUGGGACUCGGUUGCACCCGGGCUGCACCUUCGGGUGAGUUAGUUGACGAAUCGUAUUUUACUGGUAUUUUUAAGCUGCAUGUGAUUGUCUGAUCCUGGUCACGGCGCAGGUAGUGUCGUAGAGCUUUGUAGAUCGCAGGAAGGUCUAGAUGCCUGUUGACGGAUGGUACUCUGAUGCGAACUAAAUCAACGAAUUUCUGAGGAAAUGAGUAAACUAGGAACAGCAGAGGUGAGUGCUGAUCAGCUUACGCAAGUACCAGAGGAGCACUGCCGAGUAAGUGAACCAAGCAAAAACAUGCCACUUAAAAUUACCCAGAGACUGUUUGCUUGCUUAAACAGCAAUAAACAUACCCACAGCGAUUGAGAUCUCUCGAAGUAAAACGGUUAUGUUAUUGAAGUAAACGCCGUUUUAAGUCUUGCCGAAGGACCAUGAAAUCACCAAAACUUGUGGACUACGCAGGUGUUGAUGUUUUGGAAUCUGUUCUGAAUGAAAAUGCGUGUGUGUUUACGGUUUACUGUCCCAGCUAGUGAAAUCUGCUGCCGAACUCGGGAGUGCGAGUUGUGUGUGAAUAACUGCCUCUUCGCUUGUCACAUCAAUCUGUCUACGGCCAGUGAAACUAUUCACUCUCACGAAUAGUGUGUGUGUCACGCACCUCACCCAAACAAGGCUGUAUCUCACCCACAAUCGUCAGUGAAAACGUAAAGUAAAGGCAUGACACAUGGAUGAGAUCUGUGCAUCAUGAAAUGACAGCUAUGCAGUUUCUGUAGAUGAGUUCCCAACCCUGCUAAUUUAGGCUGCAAAAUGCAAAUGCAGAAACCCUAGAGACCCUGCCACCCCUUUCUGACUUCUUUCAGUUCUUGAAAGUAUGUUGUUAGUAGGAGUUGAGUAAAUUGACUGAGCAUUAGUACAUUGAAAAUCAAAAUGUUUCACAUCGUUUAUCGUUCAGUACGUUAAAAAUCUGGAAAAUACGUUUCGUCCGUAGUCCACAUCACUCCCAGAACCUCUUACUGCUCAAAUGGCUAAAAUUCUCGAUAUUAGGUUGUCUACAAAGGCAGUCUUCCCCACUUUCCAACAUAGAAAUGAAAUGCACAAACCUUAAGUUUUUCUCAGCCAACCUCAUUGUCACACAAAUCCAUCUAAGAUGGAGUUCGUCUAGUUGAAACUCAAUGCUGACGUUGGAAUUUUGGACGGUUAGUUAUUAGCUGAGGGAGCUUAGUCGACUACUCACCUGACAUCUACUAUGCAUGUUCGAUUGCUUAUAGAAUUCAACAACACUCUGUCUUACAUUGUUGCAACUGGAAGAUGUGUUAAAGCAUACUGGUAGAUCUCAAAUACAGAGGUCGACUGGUUCAACUGUUGCCAGGAAAUCUGUUUUUAAUGUUAUCUUUCAGUAGGAGUGGAAAGCGUAAUGAUACACUGACGAAACCCGAUCUACAGGGCGCCGUAUGUACAGCCAUGACUGCUUUUUAGUUGAAAAUGCACUUGCCGACGGGAACAAUGACGAUUCCGUAGAGAAUUAUCGGGAUCAGGGCUUGCGCAUUUAUAGUCCUUGGGUCCUUGGAUUGUAUCAGUGUACUGAUGAUGGGUACUUCUGAAUACACAAGCUACAUGCAGCGACGUUGAUUCAGAUCAUUCUACGGUAAGCAGAAGCAGAUUCAUCAAUGCGAUCCAACAUAUGGCCAGUUUAUCGGUGAUGUAUUCAGGCUGGCUACGAUCACAGAACUGUCAAUAAUCUGGAGACUUGCAUUGGCUCGAAUGCAGGUGCGCACAUCUAUCAAUUCGGGAGGAGAAGUGAAACACUCAAAGCUCCAGUCAGCGUCAGGAAAAGGUACUUAUAUGCCGGUGGCUAGUUUGAUGGCUUUGGUCAACGGCGACUGUGGAACCUGUGUAAAGUUCUUCUGAGCGCAUAGGACCGGGAGGACUGGAGUAGACAGCAAGAUUGAGACUUUGAAAAAACUCGCAGAAGGGACAACAUUAACUUCAGGGCACUUUGAUAGACAGUACUGGCGUAUUUUGAAUGAAGAUUAAGUCCACUUCGUAGCAAUGCUACACGACAGUAAAGAGACGUUUGUUGUCUAAUUGUCGUUAUUUAAUUUGGAUUUAAUUUGCUCAAUCUAGGCGACGCACUUAAAAUCUGAUUCUGAAUUUCGACCAGUAUCUAUUAGAGUAGGAAUCAGGCUACAGUAGACCUUUGAGGUUAGGAUUCAUGCUAUAGUAGCGUCUUUCAUCCCAUGGAUAGCGCGUUUUCAGUUUACUGAAGGUGAUUGCUUCUCUCAAGGAUUAUGCGUGAUUAACAGUUCUCGUCUCGGAAUCCCCUACCAGAAUCAGCAUUUUUUGGUUGCUGCCUCUCCAUCGUAUCGCAAACGACUUUGGAAAUUCUAGAAUGUUUUGGUCGACAAAAACUACUUAUAAGCUAAUAUAAAGAAAUGAUUGCUACACCCGUGUAGCUACCCGUGCAGCAUGGCGACCGCAUCCUAUAAAUACUGCGACUUCCUGUACACGAGCCACCCUUUUCUGCAACUGUCUCUGAUGAUGGAUUCAAGAGAGAAUCCGGAACGUCAGGCGAAUAAAGCCAUUGUUCCAGCGAUCGCUUCUUCUUCUGCUCAGAAUCAGUUAUCUUGAUGAAUGAUGUCAGAACCGUCCUAAGUAUUAUUUUGGAUAUAGCGCAGGCAAAUAAUUUUUUUCCGGAAAAAAACAUAAAGUAAUCGUCACUAGCCUUUAUUAGCACUUGAUGAGCGACUGGUUAAAAUAUGGAACAUAGUAGAUGGCAGACAAACGGUUAGAAAGCAAGCGAUGCGGCGUACGCGAACUUUGCCGCCUUAAGCUGAAAUCUUCUUCAUAAACCUGACGCGCUUGAAAACAAACAAAUUAACUUUCACGUAGGCUGUCGCGAUGACUACCUGAUUUUCUCAAGAAACCAGUUGGGUGUUAAAUUUGCCUGCAUCCUGUAAGCGUGUUCAUUCUUUGGAUUCUGGGAUCAGGUACUCGCCGUUGGCAAAAUGACCUUGAAUUAUUUGCAUUAGCCAAUGGGGAUGCGGGUAGUAAAUUGAUUUAACUCCUCCUCCAUGGUGUUACGCAUGAGCUAUUCUCUGCUUCCAACUAAAGAAAAUCCUAGAUCUCUGCUCAUCCAGUGAAUUCGCAUUUUUUGGCGCUGAAAUCAAAGUCAACCUGCCUGUUUGCAUUCGCAGUGAGAAGUCCUAGAAGUUUUGAUCGAGAAAACCUGUUGUUCUUGAUCGACAACAUCUUUAUAGGAUGUUACGUAGAUUAUUUGUUAAAAGCAGUCAGCAAGUUUUGAGAGAGGAAUGCUAUAGUCACUCAUAUCUUCAGCCAUACGUGUUACUGUAAAUAGGAUUAAAUGAGACAGUCAUUUUUACUGCCUUUCAUGAUGAGCCCGGGUGUAGAUCCGAAAAGCCAAGCGAGUAAUGUGAUUGUUUUAGCGCUUGAGUCUUUGAUUCUCAGAUAGGAUACUGUCGAUUGCAUGAGAUUUAACCGCAAAGUAUCAUAAACGGAAAGCUGAGAGUUUAUUCAUUACAUCGGAAUCUUCUAACUCCUGUAUUUCAGUCGGACAUCCAUGUUUACGAGCUACGCUGGCGAGGCUAGGGGCUGCCUCGCGUAGGUUGGAAGUUUUCUUGUUAAUGCGCGGACUUCCAACGGGCCAAAUCAUGUCUGUCUGCUACGCGCUUGAGAAUUACUGCCUUUUCAGACAAAGUACCCCAGACUGCAAUUUAAGGAUAAACAUUUUUAUCAUAAUCUAAGUUAGUCCUGUCAACAACGACUGUCAGAAUGGCACACACUUUGCAAAUAUCUUAAUAACUGCAUAUUAUCUGUCAAAAUAAACUCCGAUCACUUAAAACGUCAACCGAAUAAUACCUCUUAGUCCGACACCUACCACCCCCGGGGUGCGAUUAUUUUGCCCUAAUUUACUCACGGAAAGACUCACGCAUUUCCAGUAAAUAAAUCAGUGCACGUGUUUAAAUCAUUGCAGAGAUCCACACCAUGCUUGUGCUAAGCAUAAGCGUUUAGGGUAACGUUAGAAACCGCAUUCCUAUGGGUGCGAUUACUCUACGCAGUUUAUUUUACUCAGAUAUGAGGCAUUCGGCAGAACGUGUUCGUGUAUUGAGAAGAGUGAUUAUUUCUCAGCGUAAGUUUUGACGUCAGACUUUUAGACCCCUAUCUUAUUAUGCCUGUGCAUAAUCUAAAGAAAGCGUAAGCAGUAUGAUUUAUAGGUGUCGAAAAUCCCUGACAACCCAUCGAGUGGUUCCUGUUGUUAUAUAGCAUGGACGGCGUGGAAUCAUCAUGCAACGGGUGGAAGAUACUCAGGAAAGCUGCAGAUGUAGCAGGGGUAUGUCCAGUCUGCCUAAUCCUAUGCAACGUCUUUAUGUUUACUAAGAAGAAAAAGGGCCAAUAAAAAUAAAUAUAAACACAUUCUGUGGAUGAAACAUGGAUAACAUAUUCAGGGUUGUAAAUAAGUACGAAAACUCGAAGAACUUAAUUAUUGCCGGGAGUGGUCUGCAUCGCAAACUAUUAAUUUCGCAACCGAAAGAGUACAGAACAGCAAAGUGUUUUUUACAUGAACGUCUGUUUGCGGAGACAGUAAGGUGGUAAAGUCAAAUGAUCCCUUUUCGCAAGAAUGCUAGGAAUUUUUGUAUCUACAGUUCUCGAAUUCUGCGUCGAUGUAACGUAAAGGAAAUCGGUUAUGAGCUCCUGGGGAAGAAAUGGAAACAAUUGCUUUUCUGCGCUACCACAGUCAGGAUUCGUCAGCCAAAACGCAACCUCAGAUAGUAGGGGCGACAAUGUUUCAGUCGUUACCAAACGACAGUUUUGAUGCAUCAUCGAAACAUUUAUGACGCAGCUCAGCUCAGUUAAAGAGAAAAGGGAGGCUUUCCUAUUUCAGCCCAACUCAUACUGUGCUUGCGGAUUCAUUGACACUUAUGGGCGAAAGCUCAUUAAGCCAACAAAAAGGCAACUGACUGGGUCAGUUGAGAUCUUUUUUAAGUAGCUCUUAAUGUCAGAAAACGGAAUUUCGUCCUAAUAUAUCACUAAUCAUCUCCUGUUUAGUGGACGCUAUUGACCUUAGUCAGCCUUACGUCUACAUCGUUAACUCCGGACCACGUAAAAAAGCCUACCUACGGAGGGCGAAACCUGACUUUUUCAAAAACCAGAUCUCGUAAAUCUGAUUAUGCCCUGGUAAAACCUAGCUUCUUGAUCAGCACAUUCCGUUGUGUAAUAUACUGUUCUUCUCCUAUUCUGUUAUGCUGUAAAUGAUAUUUUGCAUCGAGUAGGUUAGGCUUUGUAGCUACAACGUCAUUAAUAUUAUGUGAAUUUUGUGACUGAAGUAAACCUGUUGUGCAUGCAGUACUUGCUAUUCAUUUCACGCAGCCAGAACAAGCAGUUGAUAAGCCGUCGUCAAAGUUUUGAUACAAGUUAAUCCUAUUCCUCUUGUUCAUUUUAGCCUUAUACUGGGUCAAACUGUUUCUCUUUCUUGAAUAAUAUUCACCAAUGAUUGUAGCGAAUACUUCAGAGGGAUUACCGACGAGGAAUGCAAGCAGGUUACGUCUCUUCCUAAUAAGACUUUUGGCUAGUAGCCAUGUUGAUAGUGCAAUGGUCGUUUCAAGCGGCUAUAUGGGCGAGUACUGGCUAUCACAGGACAAAGUAAAAGCGAUUUUCUUUCAAACCACGUUGUAGAAACUGUUAGCUUAUCCGAAAGUUUCAAAAACCUGGGUAAAUGUAGUCUCCUAGUUUAUCCUGUCUCGUGACAGCGUCGGUAAGUAUUGCUUUGAAAACCGCGCACAACCUAUGGUUCAAUGUUUAGACAAAACUGCAUCAUCUAAAAAUUCCAUUUUUUUGAUUAAUUUUUUUUACUUUAUCGGAAAGAAUUGUCUUCAUUUGGUCGCAGAAUAUUUGGAAGGGUAUCGAUUUGUUCGUAAACUUCCUUAGAAAAUUUCUCUUAUUAAGCUCCUCGAAAUAUCCUUUCGGCUAGCUGACCCUUAAACUGCUGUUCGGAUGCCAUUACUAGUUUGGUUAAUAAUUUUUUCCAACCAGAUUUUAAAAAGCAUUCUCGUUGUCGCACAAAGUUUCUCCCCAGAGAUUAGCAACCACCGCCUACGCAGGAGAGCUAGGUUUCUCAACUGUGCAGCACGAAUGUCACCCAUCGUUGGCUGGCUAGAACUCACUCUUCGUUCAAAUCUCUAGUAUUUUGUAAACUAUGAAUAAGGAUUUUUGCGGUCAUGAUAAUAUCCAGCACGAUUAUCAUUAUUUGAUUGCUAGAUUUCGGACAGAAUGGUGGCCACUUCGGGGGUCUUUGGUUGCAAGCUGCGCUUGUGGUCGAUUACGCUGUUCUGGUCUCAAGUACAAGUGCAAUGUGGACAUUGCAAGGGAAGUAAGUCGGAGGAGGAGACUGAAGUCGUUAGUUCGAAAGUUGCCAAAGCUAAAACGGAAAAGGGUAACCGGAUGUUUUAUUUUGAAGAGGUUUAAAGGUUCCAUUUGGAUUUAGGUUUUGGAUGGCUGUUUACGUUCAAAUUUGGUGUUUUGGUUGGGGUUAGGGUUAGGGCCAUGGUUAAGGUCAGGGUUUUGGUUACGGUUUAGGUUAAGGUUUGGGUUAGGGCGAGGAUUUGAGUCAGAGUUAGAGUUAGGCUUAGGGUUGGAGUUGGUUUAGGGUUAGUGCGAAGUUUAGGCUAAGCGUUAGGUGUAUAAUUACCUUAAGCAUUAGAUCUAAAUUUGCGGUUACGAUCACGUUCACCAUUACAUUUGGUAUACUGCCACCCCGAGUGUCCCGCCGGCCAGGGUUUUGCAGGAAUUCUAGGCUUCCCUCAAUUUCACGCAGAUUUUUCAUACAUCAGGUUGGCUUCUCCGUUUCAGCCUCGGCUGCUGUCUCCACUAACGAUUUCAGCAUCCCGCUAGGGCUUAUUUUACUUUCAAUACCUAGGUUUCACCUAGAGUAGGUAGGCUAACUCAUGAAAUGCCAACGGAAAUUUCGAAAUGCCUUUUCAUUUCGAAAAGAUUAAUUAAGUAGGGUUGUAAAAAUAGUCAGCCCGAAGCAUAUUUUUAUAAUACUUCAGUUACCGCAGGAUACCGGCUUUCGAAUGAACUUAGUUCCGGCUGCAUGUAAAACCUAUCCUCUGCAAAAAAUGAUUAACUAAGUGGCGUGCAUGUUUCUCAUUGAUGUUCGAUGCCCCUAAGAGUCCAAUUAGAAUUUAUGAAAAACAUGCAUUAACAUGUUCAUUCAUUCGCUCAUUUGAUAGAAGAUUGCGUCUUCUUCCAAUUUUGUGCUCGAAAUAAGGUUAUUUGUCAGUUUUUAAAAACUUUCCCAAUUUCCAAAUAAUUUUGAACCUACUCUGCCGCCACACUUGCAGUCAGUAUUUCAAACUACGAGACAUGUAUUUUCCGCGUACGUAAAACCACACAUUUAUCUACUGUAUUAUGAGGAGACCAUAAGGGGUUCGUUAGCAUUGUAUUUGAUCCAUAUUGUUAACUUGCAAAGCCACAUUGGCAAAUGCAGAGGCAUUACGUUUUAUGAACGGCCAUUUCACUGUAUUAAAAAGUCUCACAAUUAGAAACCUUUUAAAACCGGAUUAUACCCUUCUUUCGAGUAAAAAUUUAGAAGAAGACACAAGUUUCUACCAAAUGCUCACAAGAAUAAAUAUUUUUGUUCAUGUUUUCCAUGGAAUAUAAUUGGACUUUUAGGGGGAAUCGAAAACCAAUGAGAAAAAUUCUUACUACAUAACUAGUCAGUUUUCACAGAGUGUAGUUUUGCGUGCAGCCGACAGGAAGUUCGUUCAAAGGCCGGCAUCCAGAAGUGACUAAAUUAUUAUAAAUUAUAUUGCAGGCAAAUUAGUUUUACAACCCUAAGUAAUUAAUCUUUUCGAAACGAAAACGCAUUUCAGUUGACAUUUCAUGAGUUAGCACACCUACUGUAUACUUGGGAUGAGGUCAACGUAACAGGAUGUGAAAUGAACUACAAUCACACACACAGUAGUUUCGAGUCAUCAAAUGUUAGAAGUCAAAGGGCGGUGAGAGUUAGUUUAUUCUGUACUCAGGGGAGGAUGUCGUGAGUUGGCUGUUUGCCUGGCUCCGAGCAAAACGUCCAUUCGAGAGAGCGUCAGUCGCCGUGUGAUGUUCACGCGCGUGUUAUAUGUCCGUGUCGGCUUGAGGGAAUGUGUAGCUGAAUGCUAGAUAUAAUGUUGGUUGUUUUUAGGUCAGAGUCGGGGGAAAUGAUAACAAGGGCUCACGGGUAACAAGCCAGGCAGUCCGACGCUCGGUAGGCGGUGAACGUUUGUGUGUGCAGCCUUGGAUCAUUAUGGCCGCCCCAGCUCAGGCCGGAGGGGUUAGACUGGUUGUGGCAGUCGUCGAUUGACAAAGGGGCCCUGGAGCGGUUGCUAAAUGCCUAGCGUUGCCUAUCCUCUGCGGAUUAGACAUGUGUGGCACGCGUAAAAGGACUGUUGAGCAAUGUCAUUCAUUGCUUCCGAGCUCACCUCUGAUUGUUUUGACCAGAUACAGAGUGAGGUAGGCACUUCAGCAUUAUGUAAAUAUAAAUGACUUUGGGAUUAACCAUGGCACGGUUCAAAUCUCUGGAGAUGAGAAUUUUUAUGCGGUUUUUCUGUAACUUAUAACUGCUUAGGGAUCCAGGCGUCCAGUAAAUGAGGGAUUUUUUCAUAGCUUCCUCUCCUUGUUGUCUUACUUCUUUAAGGACAGAGUCAACCAGCGGGUUCUACUAGGUGGUCUUCUGCGUCUGAUUGGGCAGUGGUUGGAGAUGAGGUUGUGGACUAUCUCUUUAAACUGCCAUCAAAUCUCUUCAGUGUCGUCGGAGAAUGUGGAUGCAAAGUCGCGCCAAAUAUUUGGUCGGGAAUCGAGUGGUUAUGCAGGCAGAGAGAAUAAGGUGUAUUCCCACAUGAGAACCACGUGGUCACUCUGACCUAAUGGGGGUGGGACAAUUCAUAACGCCGAUGUUAUCAGACGACUUAAUGAACACAAAAUCUCCCUUUCAACUUUUCAUUUAUCGGUGCACUUCUAGGACGAUUUGUGACUCCUAGGGAGAUUGAAGGCGUUCGCCUAUAUUUCCCCUAAGAAACUGAACUGAGAUACGUCAUCAAUAUAAUAUAAUUCACAUCGACAGCGGACAUCGUCACUCACGAAGGCCGAGCUGCUGCAAAUGGCCCCUCUCGAUGACAACUCUCGGGCUUUGUGAGAACAAUAGUUAAAACCGAUAAGCGUGUCAUACGUGCAUAAAACAUAUAAUGCUGACUGUCGCAAAGGCUAUUUUGUACUUGCUGGGUUGUUUGUCAUUGCCUAGCAGUUUUCGUUGCACGCUGUUUCAGUUAUCGGAUGAGUACCUCAAAAGUAUAGCGGUCACCCGGGAGGAGAAUAGCGGAUUACAGUCGCAUGUGUGCGAUGAGGAGCAAAAUACACUGGCGAGCGAUAUUCCACCGGAGCAGUCGGGAGGAAAGCAAGUAGUAAGGCAGAUUAUUAAACGUGGCAAAAGGCCUAUCGGACAUAUUGGCAGACAAAGUGGGUACUUGACGACUAUCGAGAACAUGGAGAAAGAAAUAAGGGAGCCAUACUUACAGUUUUCCGAGCCCUGAAGAUCUGGAAACUAAAACACUCAGUCUCGCGCUUAUGCACUGUAUGCCGCAGCUGCAGCAAAUAAAUACGGUUAUUCUGCAAAAAGGCGAACAAGCAAUGUCUGCCGGAUAGCAGACUUUUCCUCAACCGUUUUCACAACUUUGAAGUGACCAUAUUUAAACAAUUCGUCAGUAAAAACUGACGAUGCAAGUUAAUUUAAGAAAGGUCAAAUACACAGUUUAUGAUCUUCGCUUCUGCAACCCAAUAUUAAUGUUGGCAAGAGUGCGUGGGAUUUUGAUACGUCGGAGCGCUGCGGCACAUCAUGAAUAAAAUCCCUUAGUGUGCAUUUCGUGCCAGUCAUCAGGAGGGGUUUACCUGUCAGCUCUCGAUCGAGACUGGGCAGUAGAGAAGUGGACGGUGACAUUUGGUGUCAAGCGCUAAUGGCGUUCGCGGUCUGACGACAGCCAGGUGUCCACCUUAAGUCCCGGGGGGCUUAACUUCAGUAUCAUGCACUUCAACACUAGCCAGCGUCGACAGCGUUUCUCAUUAAGCGUAUCUUGACAAACAAAAACUGAUGCAGCGAAUUCACCCUAUUAAAAGUGUGCAUUUUAAUACAAGAGUUGGGAAUUCUGCAGGCAACUACGUAAAAAUUAAUUGGCCCCUUUAAAUGCUUGUGAUGUAGUUGACGUGUAAAUAAAGGAUUUUAGGAUUACAGCAAGAGUCAGAUUGUCUUCAUCGAAAUUGAUCGGGGUUAACCUUGAAAAGAAUGAUAACGUAAACGUCUGGACAACAACUCAACAACAAAAACGUCCAUGUUACAGUUUUCUCGUAAAAUGUCGGAUGCAACCCCCUUUUCUGAGUGACAGCAUAUUUCUAGCUUUAUAAUAACUUCAUCCUAAAGCAGCAGUUUAUCUCAAGCUCUUUGGGAUCAUGUGUAGCAGUAAUCAUUCUGAAUAUAUUGUAAGUGGGCUUCCUCAUGAAAUGUCAACCGGAAUUCCGAAAUGUGUUUUGGUUUUGAAAUGAUUAAUUAAAAGGGGCUGUAAAACUGUUUAUCAUACAGCAUAAUUCCUAUCGAUUUUCAGUGCCCUUAAAUUUCCUUUAUAUUUCAUUUAAGACAUGCAUACAAAUAUUCCAUCUUUUGCUCAUUCGGUAGAAAAUUACGUCCUCUUCCCAUUUUAUACUUAAACGAAGGGUAAAAUUCGGUUUUAAAAAGAUAAUUGAUUGUGAGAUUUCUUUAAUACUGUGAAAUGGCCGUUGAUAAAACAUCACGUCUCUGCAUUUGCUAAUGUUACCUGCAAUGUUCACAAUAAAGCUCAAAUCCACCAUUAAAUUUUAUGAACCUCACAUGAGCUCCUUAUACUACCGUAGAAAAAUGAAUGGCUUUCUGUACGCUGGAAUUGACGGCUUGUAGUUUGGAAACCCUGAAUACACGUGUAAAAGCAGGUCGGAGUUCAGAGUAUUCUGGGAUUGGAAGAUUUUCGAAAACCGGAUUAUACCAUUCCUUUGAGUAAAAACUUGAAAGAAGACGUAAUUUUUUCCGAAUGAAUAAGAGUUUGAAUAUUUUUAUUCAUGUUUUCGACGAAAUAUGAUUGACGUUUUAAGGGCACCGAACAUCAAAGAGAAAAAUUCAUGCUUCUGUAGUAAUCAUUUUUUGCAGAGUAUUUCGCACGAAAGUCGACAUUCUAAGGUAACUGAAUAAAUAUAGAAUUAUUCUUCACGAUUAUUAAGUUCACGACCCUACUAAAUUAAUCAAUUCAAAGCGAAAACCCCCACCCACUGUACGUGGGGAAGUCUAUGAGGACGCUGAAGGCGUGCCGUGGUCACUGAACGCGGGUCCACGGCAUCGGCCGGGAGUCACUAUUUACCAAUUGCUCAUGCAGCUGAAAGGAUCGGCUACCGUUUAAGCGCACAUAAAACAUUGUUUACAGAGUAUACACUGAGCAGCCGACUACUGUGGAGGGAUCGAAAAAAAGACCAAGAGCGCACGUACGUGGGCAGGUUCUUACCUUGAAGCGAAAAGGUGAUAGAUCAUAUAUCUUCGUACACUGCCUAAGAAGUAAUCACCAGUUUAACGGUGACAAUGUACAAGUACUCCGCCGAGCCGAGAGCAAAAUGACAAGUGUGAGGACGAAACACAAGACCGGCAUAUUUGACGCAAUUUGAUCAACCAUAGAAACGACCUACCAACCCCAAAUGGGGUCAGUAGACACUACUUGCACACGAAAAAAGGACCACUGUGAUGAGGAAGUGAGACAGCUUUAAGCCCUUUAUUUCCCACCUUUUCCUAUCGACAAUAGUGCGCCCAAGCACGAGUGUGAAAAGUCAGAAGAUUAAGUCAUCAUUCCAGGUGAUAGGCCGUGGCAUCUCCUCCCAUAUCGCGUUCAUAAUUCCUCGAAGAUGACAGACACUAAAAGAAGACGCGUCCACGGACCAAGGUUUAUUUCCACUGACGUUUCGGAUACAUUCUCGCCUCCAUCAUCAGCAUGCCACGGUGGUGAUUUCUGCUGGGUUCGACUUUUUCAACCUUACACCUACUUUGUAUUAUGACCAUGCUCAAAGCAUGAACUUUGACUUGCCCGUUUAGCCGGGACCUUUCCUAGAUCGGCUGCAACCCUUUGUCCUUCUAAGGUCGUCCUAGUUAGAGUCUACACAGCUUUAUUGUUGACCUGCAUUCGUCAUCCGACAGACUAAACUGUCACUGCUUCCCAUGCACGAGCUUAAAUUCUGCUGAUAGACAUUACGGAGUCGUCGACAGUUAAGCAAUAGGCGUGCUAACCAGGCCGUCGACGAAAUGGAGAACCCUUCUUUAGCAUGUAAUCUGAAUCUCAUUCCUCACCUGCUUUGCUGAUCUAGGCUUUCAACGUUUCUUCGUUGUCCUCCUCCUACUUCUCUCCUUCCUCCUCCUUCUCCCCAAAGUCGUCAUCAUCGACAUUAUUAACCACUUACUUCCUCAGUCUCGUGUCUUCUCAAUCCGUUAAUUGCAUUCUCAUGAGUCCGUAUGGUGUGGUGCCGGAUCAGAACUCUAUCAUUUACUACUAAAAAGUAUGUCCCGAAUAUGCCCCUUUCCGCUGCCAAUCUCUCCGCUGCCUGGAAAUAUUAACAAUUCAGUAACCACUUCUGACGUUUUGCACAGCUUGUGACCGCUGACAAAAUGGAUGACUGUUCAUUACAGGUGAUUCAUUGAAUGUCAUAUGGGCCAAGAAAUCUUUGGUCUACCUCAAAGAAGACGGCAAGAGCACCCCAUGGAGCGCCGAACAUUCGAGAAAACGCAGAUACCCUCAGCUGGACACCUACCAACUUGCUGACCGUCGCAGUGCCCGCAGCCCAGCAGCCGCAGCAAGCGGCAGUCACCUGGACCAGGAUCUCACCUGCCCCUGGGCAGAGCUGGCCAAGCUCACCCAGCGUCUCCUUGGCGACCACGGCAACGGUGUGCAGACGCUGCCGGAGUUGGUCAACCGUUUCUCCGCUGCCGGUUUUGGCAAACUCAUUGAAGUGAAGGUGGAGAAGUUGGGUCCCUGUGCUCUACCACAGCCCUUUGAAGUCGGUAAGUCAGUCAAGUCCGACGCUCAACAUCCAUGCUCACCCAAUGCCCCUCCCAUCAAGAAAGCAACAAUUUGUUUACUCACAGAGAAAUUGCCACGGAAAGCGCCCGUGACGUGCAUUCUGUCCAACAGUCAGGUCAGCCUUGGCGUGAGGUCCCUGAAUACAAUUUAA